Bactrocera tryoni is the source of this 2587-nucleotide messenger RNA. It is a transcript of the gene Pgant3, whose product is annotated as polypeptide N-acetylgalactosaminyltransferase 3. The record is from RefSeq and is a predicted model, not a curated record. Gene Ontology annotation, cellular component: Golgi apparatus. The transcript is spliced from 7 exons. Lineage: Eukaryota; Metazoa; Arthropoda; Insecta; Diptera; Tephritidae. Bases 458 to 2452 code for a protein of 664 amino acids.
GUUUAUUUAAUUUGCUCCUUCGUUUGCGGCUUAUAAACAAAAAUAUGCGGGAAAAGCACGAAGUAAGCAAAUUUUUUUCGACUGCAAUCUUUGCAUGCAACCGCUGCAAAUAAAAGACCCAGUGCCAGCUGUAGGAACCAGCAAAAAAGCAGCCAUCCAUCCAACCAACAAACCAGCCACAACAACUUCCUCUGCCACUGCCACUAAAGACUCAACAUAUUUGUAAUCAAAACAAAAACAAGCUGUCGACAACGUACAGAGCUCAUUCACGCUUUGACCAAGCAACUGUUGUAGUCGGCGCAACAACUUGAAACACAAAUCGAAGAUACCGCUACGAAGACGUUUCAUUACACAAAGUGAUCGCACAGACAGUGGUCAUCAAUUCUAGUAAUAACAGCAAGCAACGCAUUAGCAUAUUAGUAGCGUCAGCAAAAAUAGAAGGAAAUCAUAAUUAGCAAUGGGUUUGAGAUUUCAACAAUUGAAGAAGCUAUGGCUGCUCUACCUGUUUCUACUAUUCUUUGCAUUCUUCAUGUUUGCGCUCAGUAUCAAUCUAUAUGUGGCCAGUAUACAAACAAAUGAUCAGGAUAAGGUCCAUCCGAAACCGCAGCCGCGCCGCCGUUCGCUAUGGCAUCCGAAGAACAUAGUGGCGCAUUAUAUUGGCAAAGGCGAUAUUUUCGGCAAUAUGACUGAAGAUGACUACAACGUAAAUCUUUUCAAUCCCAUUGCUGGCGAGGGGGCGGAGGGCAGACCGGUCGUGGUACCAGCGCGCGAAAGUUUCCGCAUGCAGCGUUUUUUCAGACUGAAUAGUUUUAAUAUUUUGGCCAGUGACCGCAUACCCUUGAAUCGCACAUUAAAAGAUUACAGAAUAAAGGAGUGUCGCGACAAGAAAUAUAUCAACAACGAGCUGCCCACCGCAUCGGUGAUUAUAGUUUUCCAUAAUGAGGCUUGGUCGGUACUGCUGCGCACCAUAACGAGCGUUAUCAACCGAUCGCCGCGUAAAUUACUCAAAGAAAUCAUACUAGUCGACGACGCUAGCGAACGCUCUUACUUGAAGAAGCAACUCGAGGCCUACAUUAAAGUGCUCACCGUGCCAACGCGCUUGCUGCGCAUACAGAAACGCGGCGGUUUGGUGCCAGCGCGUUUGCUCGGCGCCGAGCAUGCCAAAGGUGAUGUGUUGACCUUCUUGGAUGCGCAUUGCGAGUGUACACGCGGCUGGCUGGAGCCGCUGUUGCAGCGUGUGAAGGAGUCGCGCAACAGUGUGGUAGCGCCUGUGAUUGAUAUAAUUUCCGAUGAUAACUUCAGUUAUACGAAAACUUUCGAGAACCACUGGGGUGCCUUCAAUUGGCAGCUGAGUUUUCGCUGGUUCGGCAAUAAGCGCAGCAUAGCGCCGGCCAAUGCUGAUCCAACGCAGGCAAUUGCAUCACCGGCAAUGGCUGGUGGACUCUUUGCAGUGGACAAACGGUACUUUUUUGAUAUUGGCGCGUACGAUAAGGAGAUGCGUAUCUGGGGUGGCGAAAACGUUGAAAUGUCCUUUCGCAUAUGGCAGUGUGGCGGGCGUAUUGAAAUCUGUCCCUGUUCACAUGUUGGCCACGUAUUCCGCAGCACCACACCAUACACCUUCCCGGGUGGCAUGAGUGAAGUGCUGGGCAACAACUUGGCGCGUGCGGCCAUGACUUGGAUGGACGAUUGGCAAUAUUUCAUACUACUCUACACAUCCGGUCUGUCGUUAGAGACACGUGAACGCAUCGAUGUCACUGAGCGCUUGUCACUGCGUGAGAAGCUCAAAUGCAAACCAUUUUCGUGGUAUUUGGAGCAUAUCUGGCCGGAGCAUUUCUUUCCCGCACCAAAUCGCUUCUUUGGCAAAAUAAUCUGGCUAGAUGGUGAGACCGAAUGUGCGCAAGCGUACACGACGCACAUGAAGAACAUACCGGGGCGUCGUUUGUCACGCGAAUGGCCACGCAUAUUCGAAGAGAUCGACAAUAAUGCUGAGCAAUUUAUGUCGCUAAUCGAUUUGGAUCGCGACAAGUGCUUGCGACCGCUGGAGAGAGAUGUGCCGCGCACAUCAGUGCAAUCGGUCACAGUUGGCGACUGCAAUGUACAUAGCAAAUCUAUGGAUAUGUAUGUCAUAACGCCGAAGGGUCAGAUAAUGACCAAUGACAAUGUGUGUCUGACGUAUAGUGAGCCGAAACUUGGCGUCAUACAGCAGCUGAAGAGUCGCAAUUUAACCAGCAAUGUACAGCUGACCCAGUGCCUGGACGAUCCGCGGCAGGUUUGGAGUUACGACAUGGAUACUCAGCACAUUUCGCAUCGCGAAUCGAAGCUCUGCCUCACGCUGAAGGCAGCCAAAAUUCCACGCACCCAAAAGGUGGAGAAAAUCGUUGUUGCCAUUAAUUGUGAUUACAAAGACAUCACGCAGAAGUGGGGUCUCAUACCACUGCCAUGGAGAGUUUAAAAAACGUUAUACAAAUACACAAACAAACAACGCAAUUUGCAAAAAAAGAAACAAUAAAAAAAAAAACAGUAUGAAAGCACGGAUUUGCACACACAAUUAAAAAUGCCAAUUAAAUUAAACAAUUUUAGUAUACAA